Molecule: messenger RNA, 2122 nt
Organism: Styela clava
Lineage: Eukaryota; Metazoa; Chordata; Ascidiacea; Stolidobranchia; Styelidae
Source: RefSeq, a predicted model, not a curated record
AUUAGUCAAACAAGCCACUCGUGAAGUAUUCGUGGUAGGUUUUUAAUUAAUCGAACUAGUCAACAAACAGAUAUGAAUUCGAGCUCAUAUUUUGGUAAUUUUGGUAACAAUGUUACCCAAAUUGGAACGAUGAAUAAUACCCGCCCACAGCACGGAAUAUUUGAUCCAAGUAUAUUCAGUAAUGUGGAAAGAGGUAUAUUCUCUGCGAUAAUAGUCAUCCUAGGAAUUUUUGGAGUAGUUGCGAAUGUGGUUACAUUUAUUGUGAUUUUCACAUCUCCUAAACUAAGCAAGUCCCCGUUCAAUGUUCUCCUCAUGAGUUUAUGCGUCUCUGAUUUUCUGUCCGCUUGUAAUAGUGGAAUGCAACUAUAUCAUUACAUGUGGGGAUUGCAAGAAUUCACAAAUGAGUUUUUAUGCAAGGCAACUUCCGGUAUCCGCGUUUUGACAGAGUAUGUGACAAUACAGCAUAUUCUCGUAUUUAGCAUCGUUCGACUGUUUGUCAUCCAGUUCCCGUUGAAAGCCAGCUCUUUCAAAAAGAACCAUGCAAGGAUUAUUGCUGUAAUUAUUUGGAUCGAAGUCUUCUUUGCCGCUGCAAUAUUUCGCAUCAUAUUUCCAACAGUUUAUCCCGUCAGACCUGGUGAAAAAUAUUCAGGAUGUACAUCUGUUGGAGAACAUUGGCGCGGCACAGCAAUACUGUUCCAGAGCUUUGCUGUACCAAUUAUGCUCUUUCUUCCGAUGGGCGGCAUUGUCAUUUGUACAAUUUGUAUAAUCACGAAACUCAUAUCAGUACAAAAGCAACGAGCCACACUCGGCCAAGCAAUUUCACGUCAAGAUAAUAAACAAAGAGCUGCAUUGAUUCAAACCAUUCUUAUAGUAUUCUCCUUUCUGAUUGGAUACUCUGGAGGUGCAGCGUUCAGAUUUACUAUCACGACCAAAGCUUUAUUCAAGUUUACAGCGAGAACUAAAAGGAUGUUUGCUUUGACUGCAUACACUGUGUUACGAACGAGUGAAUGUCUCAACCCCGUUUUCUAUAACCUUUCAUCCAGUCAACUUCGUGAUGCUACAAAGGCACUUCUUGGAAAAAAUUCCAGCAAGGCUUCUCUUCCGAACGCUAGACACAAAACAACAAUAAGCUCAAAGAUUCAACCUCCUACCUAAAACUUGAGACAUCAAUGCGUCGAUUCAGUCUGAAUAUUCAAAAUGAACAUUAUUUAUUAUGUAUUAUAUAGGAUUCUAGGAAAGUUUCAUACAUAUGAAGUACUUUUAGAUUGACUCUUGUUCUGUACAUCUAUUUAUAAGUAAUGUUAAAGGUAAGCUGUUUUUGAGUGUUUCCACAGGCGAAAAAAUAGGCAUAUUGUGCACUGACCAACAGACGCUUUUUCACUAUUCUAUAACGCGUAAACUCACAAAAUUGUAGAUAUGACAGUUUUACAGAAAUGUGAAUAUAUUCAUGUAUAUAUAUAUUUUCUGGUUUUCAAAUACGCCUCAGACGUCGGUGUUCGUUUCUUUGACCAUUAUUCAUUUUGUAAAGUUAUAUUGUUAUCUUGCUGUUACUUAACAUUUUUGAAAUUUAGUUUUCCAAUUUCUGUUGUCGUGAUUAGUGUUUUGUUAGGAGAUUGGAAUGAUGAUUUGUUGGUAUGUCGAUAAAUGAACAAAAUAAAAGGAUCAAAGCACAAUGUCAUUGCACGUUUUGCUAUCAAUACAUCAACUGCUAUGGCAAGAAUGAGAAAAAGGUCAUGAAAAGAACAGGCCAACCAAUAUCCCCGUUGUCGACGUUCACGUGGAUUGUGUCUGGGAGAGUAUAUGUAAAUAAUCAUUGUAGUGUAGCAAAUGUGGAUUGUAACUAUGGAUUAUAAUGUUAUUUAACCCCUUCAUAUUAAUAGUAUCUUACAUCUUCUGAAAAUAGUCCACUUUGUGAUUCGCGACAGCGAUAAGCCUUCGUCUAUAUAGCCUUCUUUGUAAGCGACCAAUUUGAUGACGUAUCGUUUCCGGCCACGCCGAGAGUACUGAAAUAUAUUGUGCUUGUGAUUUAUUUUGUUUUUGACUUUGUUAAGAUUUAAGUGUUUUCAAUAUAUCUGUAUUCGUAUUGGAUUGUGUAACUUUCAAUAUAACAAUUGGCAUGCAA